AUGCGAUGUGGUAGGCAAGGACAUAAGGCGAGAGAUUGUCGCCUUCCAGGAAACAGUGGAACCUCACAACAGUCAUAUAGAGGAAAUACUCAGGCACAACGUGGUGGUCAGCAAGGGGGUACAGCCCAGGCUAGGGUGUAUUCUCUAACACCUAGCGAUGCAAAGAAUACUGGUGACGUAGUCACAGGUAUCAUUGACAUGUUUUCUCAUAAAGUUGUCGUAUUAUUUGAUUCUGGGGCAACGCAUUCCUUUAGUUCCCAAGAAUUUGUUAAAUUGUGUGGAUUGGAGGUUCAACUGUUAGAUAAUGAACUGGUAGUGGCUACGCCAUCAGGAUCACUAGUCGGGUGUAGCAAGGCAGUCUGUGACUUUCCAGUUGAAAUUCAGGGAAGGGUACUACCAGUUGACUUUAUGGCAUUUGAUAUAUAUGGCUUUGAUAUCAUCCUAGGGAUUGAUUGGCCAGUAUCGAUUGCCAUAGAAGGGAGAUGA
This is a messenger RNA of Malania oleifera, 486 nucleotides long. RefSeq lists its product as uncharacterized. The transcript has a single exon. NCBI's taxonomy places the organism in Eukaryota, Viridiplantae, Streptophyta, Magnoliopsida, Santalales, Ximeniaceae. The record is from RefSeq and is a predicted model, not a curated record. The coding region runs from base 1 to 486 and encodes 161 amino acids.